AUGAUCAAUCAUAAUUCAAGAGGGCUAGUGGGGGAUUUGGUAGAUGCGGGUGUAUAUGAAGAGGAUUUUGAGUUGGUUUGGGCAAAUAAGAGAGAUGAAGAUGGACAUGAUGACGAACCUUCUAUUCAAACUCCUCCGGUCCUCCAAGCCCCCAAAGGACCCAAAGCCAGCACUGCAAUCCACAAGUACUGUGCCAUUGACUCAUGA
This is a messenger RNA of Botrytis sinoallii, 207 nucleotides long. RefSeq lists its product as uncharacterized. Lineage: Eukaryota; Fungi; Ascomycota; Leotiomycetes; Helotiales; Sclerotiniaceae. The coding region runs from base 1 to 207 and encodes 68 amino acids. The record is from RefSeq and is a predicted model, not a curated record. The transcript is spliced from 2 exons.